CACAACAGGUAUAAGACAGGUCGGGCUCAUGUCAUGCUUAUAAGCUCCCCUGGUCCCCCACCCCUACCCCCCCACCAUGACCAGCACCCUCCCCCCCGCGCCGCUCCUGGUGGGGGGCGCACACCCGUUACACGCCCCCCACCCCUCGCACGCCCCCCACAUAUGCAGGGAACGCCGAACCAGCCUCAUGGACAGCGGGGGGCUUGUCCUGGGGGGGUCGGAGUGCGGCGCCCCUCCUAUGCUGAACGGCCUUGACCCCGCCCCUCCUUACGCCAUGUACCCCCCUCAUGCCCUCGUGUACGACUCUGAGGGGGAGGCGAGUGAGGGGAGCGGUAGCCAGACGGAGGGGGAGGGGGAUGGAGGGGAGACAACAACGGAGGGGGAGCGGUCACCUGAGCCUCGCGUGGGGUAUGUGUCAACCUUCUUCCGCUGUGGGUGUAGCUGCUGCUGGAGGUAUCAACUGUGCAGGAUGGGUGGCAAGAGCUAUGGGUACUCGCCGCCCUCCGCUGUGUUUGAUGACGACCCGGGCAUCAUGAGCGAGGCGGAGACGGCGUCCACGGGGUUCCGGCGCGGGGGGAAGCAGCGGGCCUCUCUGCCACCCGCGCGCUCCCCCUCCGCCAAGACUCUGGACGCGCGAUCCUUCGGUGAGUGUUAGGGUGAAUGGAGGAUACGGACCGCAGCGUUGCCAAAGUGUCGUACUCUGAACAUUGCAUUUAUAAUUUUCAGGCUCCAAGAAAAGGUUAAGAGGGUGGAAUAAAUAAGUUGUUAAUAAUUACACUCUAUACAGAGAUACUUUAAUGGCGUGAAGAAGGAGUUGGUAUUUUAAUGGAGAGACAAUAGCGAGCAGGGUAAAGUUAAAAGUUAAUAGGUGAAAUUUAUGUUAAUGGGAGACUUUAAUGAGUGAAGAGGUUUGAAGAGGGAGACGGAGUGAAUGGAGGAGCGAAAAAGGGAAUGAGUUGAUAAUAGAAAAAAAAGUGAGGAAAACAAGGAAAGGAAACAUCAAAAGAGGAAAGAAAAGGGAGAAAUAUGAAAUGAAAAGUACGGAAGAAAAGGUGAAAAUGGGUAGACUUAAUAGGAAGAGUUAAUGGGGAAAGUUAAUGUAGAGGUUAAUGGAUGAAGUAGAGGAUUUAAGAGGGUUACUAAAGGGUUGAGGGGGAGAGCUAUGGGUUAAUGGAUAGGGGUAGUGGGUAGGCCUAAUGAAUAUAGUUAAUGGGUGAUUAUGGUGAUUAAGGGAUGAAGGUGAGAGAAUGGUUUAAGGUGUGAAAGAAGAGAGUGAGAGAGAGUGAAAGUGAGUGA
Messenger RNA from Eriocheir sinensis (Chinese mitten crab), 1296 nucleotides. RefSeq lists its product as uncharacterized. Lineage: Eukaryota; Metazoa; Arthropoda; Malacostraca; Decapoda; Varunidae. The transcript has 2 exons. The record is from RefSeq and is a predicted model, not a curated record. Bases 77 to 655 code for a protein of 192 amino acids.